AUAAAUAUACUAACAGCCCUACUAGUAAAUAUUACUCUAUCAAUUCUCCUAAUCACCAUUGCCUUCUGACUACCCCAACUUAAUUUAUAUACUGAAAAAGCAAACCCGUAUGAGUGCGGAUUUGACCCCAUAGGCUCUGCUCGCCUCCCAUUCUCAAUAAAAUUCUUCCUAGUAGCAAUCACUUUCUUACUAUUUGACCUAGAAAUUGCACUUCUACUUCCACUACCAUGAGCUAUCCAAAUAUAUAAUAUUAACAUCAUAAUAUUAACAGCUUUCAUCCUAGUCUCCGUAUUAGCAUUAGGCUUAGCCUACGAGUGACUACAAAAAGGACUAGAAUGAACUGAAUAA
Peromyscus maniculatus bairdii (prairie deer mouse) is the source of this 348-nucleotide messenger RNA. NCBI's taxonomy places the organism in Eukaryota, Metazoa, Chordata, Mammalia, Rodentia, Cricetidae. The record is from the annotation of a RefSeq genome assembly.